ACUACGGAGAGACCGCUUUCAAAAUCAAACAACAGCACGUCCCAGUAUCCGAGCACUCCACUAACGUCGCUGCCUCCUCUCUUUCCCGACCCCCGAAGCCGAGGCAUGGCGGGGACCGGGGAGAAGGUGGACUACGUGUUCAAGGUGGUGCUGAUCGGCGACUCGGCGGUGGGCAAGUCUCAGAUCCUGGCCCGCUUCGCCCGCAAUGAGUUCAGCCUCGACUCCAAGGCCACCAUCGGCGUCGAGUUCCAGACCCGCACCCUCGUCAUCGACCACAGGAGCGUCAAGGCCCAGAUCUGGGACACCGCCGGCCAGGAGAGGUACAGAGCUGUGACAAGCGCAUAUUACAGAGGUGCACUGGGAGCUCUGCUGGUCUAUGACAUCACCAGGCGCCAGAGCUUUGAUCAUAUACCUCGCUGGCUAGAUGAACUCCGUGCCCAUGCUGACAAGAACAUUGUGAUAAUGCUAGUUGGCAACAAGAGCGACCUUGAGGAGCAGCGAGCUGUGAGUACUGAAGAUGCCAAGGAGUUUGCCGAGAAGGAAAACCUCUUCUUCCUGGAGACUUCUGCGCUCCAAGCAACAAACGUAGAGAGUGCUUUCCAAACUGUCUUGACAGAUAUCUUCAAAAUCCACAGCAAGAAGAACAUGGUGUCCGAGCCUAAGAGCAGUGGUGCGGCCCCAGCAAUGGUAGGGAAGAAGGUCCUUGUCCCAGGUCCGGCGCAGGAAAUCCCGAAGAGCAAGUGCUGCAGUUCCAUGUAAUGAUUUCUACGCUCGGUGAUAGGGUGUGCUAAAUAUAUUCACGCAAUAUUGUUUUGGUUGUAAAUCCCUGCUGGAACAAUCAAAUUUCAGUGGGUUGAUUGUGUUAAAAAACUGGUGUGUCGUAGAUUUUGUCACAGUUGUGACGAAAGGGAAUGGUGUGGCCUUGGUGUUCUUCCUGUACAAUUGUUACAUUUUUUCUCACUGGAAAUAUCUAUAGCGUUGAUUGUUUUUGAGAUA
This is a messenger RNA of Phragmites australis (common reed), 996 nucleotides long. RefSeq names its product ras-related protein Rab11D-like. The record is from RefSeq and is a predicted model, not a curated record. The transcript has 2 exons. Bases 106 to 759 code for a protein of 217 amino acids. Gene Ontology annotation, molecular function: GTPase activity; GTP binding. Gene Ontology annotation, cellular component: endosome. Lineage: Eukaryota; Viridiplantae; Streptophyta; Magnoliopsida; Poales; Poaceae.